AUGAAGGCACUUCUCUUGCUCCUUGCUGUCUGGGCAGGGCUGGCUCCUGUCCAAUGUUCUCAAGGCCGUCCAUCAUGGCACUACAUCUCCUCUGAGGUGGUCAUUCCCAGGAAGGAGCUGCACCAUGGCAAAGGCAUUCGGAUGCCAGGCUGGCUGUCCUACAGCCUACGUUUUGGGGACAGGAGACACAUUAUCCACAUGCGGCGCAAGAAACUGUUUUGGUCCAGACAUCUGCUGAUGAUGACUCAGGACGACCAAGGAGCCUUGCAGAUGGACUAUCCCUUCAUCCCUCCAGACUGUUACUACCUCGGCUACCUGGAGGAGAUUCCUCUUUCCAUGGUCACCGUGGACACAUGCUAUGGGGGUCUUGAAGGUAUCAUCAAGUUGGAUGACUUUGCUUAUGAAAUCAAACCCCUCAGCAAUUCCCAAAGGUUUGAACACGUUGUUUCUCAGAUAGUGACAGAUACAAAUACGAUGGCACCUACCUAUAAACUGGGACAUAAGGAGAUUAUGGACCCCCUUUUCUCUCAAGCAAAUGCCAGUGUUGUCCCCAGGAUCUCUAGUAAGAUGUAUUCAUCCCAUAAUGGAAAUAUGAAAGCACUUGCCCUAAGUUCCCACUCAAUGUAUACUGUGUUCAACAACGUGUCAAAAUGUGCCCAAUUCCUGAUAAAGAUAUGUAGUUUAAUUGAUACAUUCCUUCAAGGUAUUGAUAUGAAUUACUAUAUUGGAUUCAUUAUGAUUUAUAACCAGAGAGAUCCAGUUUUCAUGAAUAAUUAUAAUGCAGAGUAUAGUCCAUAUGUUAGACACUAUCAGUUUGCUGUGUACAGAUUUGUCAUACCACAUUCGUCCAUAAUUGUGAUUAAAGAUGGGCCAAAGGAUCUUAAUUAUGACCCUGUCUUAUAUGGUAUAUGCAAUAAUCGAAACCUUGUCAUGCUUGGUUACCUAGGCAGACACCUUUUAAUAUUGUCAAUUGCAGGAGCACAAAAGGUGGCAAGAAAUUUAGGUCUAUACUAUGAUGAGAAUACUUGUACUUGCCAGAGAAGGUCCCUGUGCAUUAUGCACAGACAACCUUCUCUGACAGAUUCCUUCAGUAACUGUUCCUAUACUCACGUACAGCACAUAGUGGGUGCUGGGUUAGGUCAGUGUCUAUUCAGCACCCAAAUGGUAUAUUCAAAUAAAAGCUUGACCCAUGAUCGUUGUGGAAACCGCAUAGUGGAUCGAGGUGAGGAGUGUGACUGUGGCUCCUUCAAACAGUGUUACAACAACCCCUGCUGUACGAAUGCUUGUUCAUUCACCAGUGGCAGCAAAUGCAAUACAGGCAGGUGCUGUACAAACUGCACCUAUUCCCCUCCUGGGACACUCUGCAGACCAAUCCAAAAUAUGUGUGAUCUUCCCGAGUACUGCCGUGGGGAGUCCUUGGCAUGUCCUGAUGAUUUCUAUAUGCAAGAUGGAACCCCAUGCACCGAAGUGGGCUACUGCUAUCACGGAAAUUGCACUGACCGCACUGUGCACUGCCAGGAAAUCUUUGGCAAAAAUGCUGUGAAAGGUGCAGAUGCCUGCUAUACCAUAAAUAUAAAAGGCAAUAGAUAUGGGCACUGCAGAAGAGACGAACGGUUAUUUCAACCUUAUGCCUGUUCCAUCGGAGACAUUUAUUGUGGAAGGCUGCAGUGUGGUAAUGUCACACACCUCCCCCGCUUGCAAGAACAUGUGGGAUUCCAUCAGUCUCUAAUCUCAGGAUUCUGGUGUUUUGGACUGGACUCACAUCGCUCCACAGGAGCAAAUGAUGUUGGUCACGUGAGACCAGGUACCCCCUGUGGUCGUGAAAAGGUCUGUAUAGAUGGCUUCUGCAUUGCCAGGGAUCUUCAGCUGAAUUAUGACUGUUUACCUGAGAAAUGCAGUCACAGGGGGAUUUGCAACAAUAACAAGAACUGUCAUUGUCACAUAGGCUGGGAUCCUCCACACUGCAUUGAUAGAGGUGCUGGUGGGAGCACAGACAGUGGACCCCCUCCACGUAAAAUGCGGUCAGUCAGGCAAAGUAAUGAAUCUCUGAUAUAUCUGAGAGUGGUCUUUGGUCGCAUUUAUGCCUUAAUAGCUGUAUUCCUGUUUGGCAUCGCCACAAAUGUAAGAACAAUCAAGACAGUUAAAGUUGUGGAAGAGAAAGCUGAUGAAGUCAAUCCUGGUAUCAGCCUCGAGACCCCUGAAAAACAAUAG
Messenger RNA from Enhydra lutris kenyoni (northern sea otter), 2211 nucleotides. RefSeq names its product disintegrin and metalloproteinase domain-containing protein 21-like. Gene Ontology annotation, cellular component: sperm head plasma membrane; plasma membrane; external side of plasma membrane. The transcript has a single exon. Gene Ontology annotation, biological process: proteolysis; male gonad development. Gene Ontology annotation, molecular function: metalloendopeptidase activity. NCBI's taxonomy places the organism in Eukaryota, Metazoa, Chordata, Mammalia, Carnivora, Mustelidae. The record is from RefSeq and is a predicted model, not a curated record. The coding region runs from base 1 to 2211 and encodes 736 amino acids.